Messenger RNA from Penicillium salamii, 843 nucleotides. The record is from the annotation of a GenBank genome assembly. Lineage: Eukaryota; Fungi; Ascomycota; Eurotiomycetes; Eurotiales; Aspergillaceae.
AUGGCUGAGCCGCGCACACUCCCACCGGGCUCCAGGCUCUGGUUACUCAACCUUGGAUUCCUUGAUAUCGACGCAGCAUAUGUUCUCUCUGGAGGCAACGUCCCAAGACCAGGCACAAAAAUCCCUCAUGAGCAUGAAAACCGUCAAUGCUUGAUGAUAGCAGGUCUUCUUUACCACCCACACGUAGGCCUCGUCUUGUUUGACGCAGGAUCAUGUGAAGAUGUGAUCAAAUCGUGGGACAAGGAAUUUUUCGAGUGUGCUCCUAGAACGUGGGAAAAAGAUAUCCACUCUCUUCCAGCGGCUAUAAAAGCGACCGGUGCUGGGGAAAUUGGUGAUGUCAAGGCAGUGGUAAUGAGUCACCUGCAUCUGGAUCAUGCCGGUGGAUUGGAACAUUUCUUUGGCACUACCACUGAAAUCUGGUGCUACGAGGACGAGCUCAAAAACGCGUUCUGGUCAUCUGCCACUGGCCACGACGAUGGUCUCUUUCGUCCCGAUUAUCUGAGAGCGGAUAUCCUGAAUUGGAAGACAGUCUCAGGAGAAAAAUUGCAACUCUGGGAAGGAGUCAUACUGCACAGAUGUCGUGGACACACGGAAGGAUCCCUCGUUCUGGAGCUCACAUUCUUGAAUUCGGGUACUGUUGUUAUGACUGGUGAUCUAUUUCAUGUCAAAGAGAACUAUGAGGAUGGUCAUCCACAAGGAUUCCUCAUGAGGGACUACAACGAGUGGUUCCGAAGCCGUGACUACGUGAAGAGAUUGAUCAAACAGACAAACGCCAGAGUCUGCUUGGAUCACGAGGGAAGCUACUUCGACAAGUUUGAGAAAAGCCCCCGAUUCCUGGACUGA